Zootoca vivipara (common lizard) is the source of this 6101-nucleotide messenger RNA. It is a transcript of the gene SH2B2, whose product is annotated as SH2B adaptor protein 2. The record is from RefSeq and is a predicted model, not a curated record. Gene Ontology annotation, biological process: intracellular signal transduction; antigen receptor-mediated signaling pathway. Gene Ontology annotation, molecular function: transmembrane receptor protein tyrosine kinase adaptor activity. Gene Ontology annotation, cellular component: plasma membrane. NCBI's taxonomy places the organism in Eukaryota, Metazoa, Chordata, Lepidosauria, Squamata, Lacertidae.
GGAGACCGGGGCCGGCUCGGAGACACCGGCGGGGGCGCCUCUUCCUCGCAGCGGGAGCUGCUGCGCGCCGGUAGCGGCUCGCCUGCCCGCUCCAGCGCUUCCCUUCCGUCCCUGCACCCUGGUACCGACGCCGCCGGGCGAGGACCGAGCCCUGGCGGACCCGACGCCCCUUCCAUGCCUCUCCAAGCCCGUUUGCCAGCAGGUGGAAUGGACCAGUCAUGAAUGGUGAUGCCUUUUGUCAAGAUCCUCCCUCCCAGCUUCCCGACUGGAGGGAAUUCUGUGAGCUGCACGCCCAGGCUGCUGCAGUGGACUUUGCUCAAAAGUUCUGCCAGUUCCUGAAGGAGAAUCCACACUACGACACCCCCGGGGCAGAGACCUCCUUCUCCCACCACUUUGCCGCCAACUUCUUGGACAUCUUCAGCUUGGAAGUCAACAGGGUGUUCGUUUCCAAUUCCCCCACCAAAUACAACAUCGUGCCAUUUGUCGGGCUUCAAAACUGCCACAUGCCUUACGGACAGGACCUCCUGCCAAGGAAGGAGCAGGCCUCUACGGAGUCCCUCGACAGCAUGGACAACCCCGUCUCCUCCGGCAGGUACCUGAGCCAAUCGCAGCAGGUCCAGGCCCGCAAGGUCUCCUCCUACGGCCAAUCCCGGAGUUCGGAGGAUGUCUCCGUCCACUCCACCUCCAAGCCGAAGUUCAAGAAAGGCUUUUCCCUGAGGAAUAUGAGCUUGUGCGUGGUGGAUGGCAUGAAGGAGAUGUGGCACAGGAGGUCUUCUCCGGAGCCCGGUGCAGAAGCCACGCAAAGCAGGCGGUCCGACAGGGAACACUGCCCUCCCGGGAACAAGGAGCAUGGCGAUUCCAGGGAGAAAUGGACCCACAAGCUGCGCCUUUCGAAGGGGCAGUCUUCCAAGGUGGAUCUGCUGGACAUUCAGAGGGAAGGGACCCUCCGCUACAUGGUCGCUGACGAUACGAACUGUGUGGGGAGCUCUCAGUGGCAAAAGUGCCGGUUGUUGCUAAGGAAAGCUGUGAAGCUGGAGGGAGAAAAGUUCCUUCUCGAGUUUUUCGUUCCUCCCAAGGCUUCCAAAGCGAAGGUCAGCAUCCCUCUGUCGGCCAUUAUCGAGGUGCGCACGACUAUGCCCUUGGAGAUGCCAGACAAGGACAACACCUUUGUGCUGAAGGUAGAAAACGGUGCUGAGUAUAUCUUGGAAACGAUUGAUUCGUUGCAGAAACACUCCUGGGUGGCAGAUAUACAAGACUGCAUAGAUCCUGGAGACAGUGGGGACGACAUCGAACUCUCCUCCUGCACCCAGGGGGCCUGCCUGCCAAGCAGAGUGUCCUCUUGUAGCUGCGAGUUCCUGGCUGGUGAUACCUCCCGGUUUCAGGACAGAUGUGCAGGCUCUGCUGCCCCAGACACUAUGCCAAAUCCUGCCACUGUUGUCACAGCACCGCAUGGUCGGAUCAGGGACUCUGCAGGAGAAUACAGAGCUCAUGUGCCAUUGGAUAAUUUCCUACAGACAUUGGAGUCAUCAGCUGCCAGUAGCCAAACUGCAGGGGAGGAAAGCGAGACGGAAGCGGAGCUCAACCUUCUGGACUUCCCUUGGUUCCAUGGGACGCUAUCACGGGUCAAAGCUGCUCAGCUGGUCCUGUUCGGUGGAGCCAGAAGCCAUGGGCUGUUUGUCAUUCGACAGAGUGAAACACGGCCAGGCGAAUACGUGCUGACCUUUAACUUCCAAGGGAAAGCCAAGCACCUGCGCCUGUCCUUGAAUGAAAACGGCCAGUGCCACGUCCAACAUCUCUGGUUCCAGACUAUCUUUGAUAUGCUGAGGCAUUUUCACAUGCACCCCAUACCCCUGGAGUCAGGCGGUUCCGCUGAUAUAACACUCCGCAGCUACGUGGUGGCCCAGAGUCCCUUGCCGGAGGUCAGCCCGUCCCCCGCUGUGGCCUCUCAACAGCCCACUUGCAGAAACGACCUGCAGUCGCAACACUACUUCUCCAGCUUUGUCCCUGUCACCUUCCAGCCGGCCUCCCCUUCUGAGGGCACCACUUCCUCUUCCUCCUCCUCGGCCAGCCACUCGCUGUACCAUCGGAUGGAGGGGACCCUGAGCGCCCGAAGCCGGAGCAACAGCACCGGGCGCCUAUUCGAUUCUGCCGCCAUUGGGGCAGAGGAUUACCACGAAAGCGAGGGCUCACGCAACAGAACCAGAGCCGUGGAGAACCAAUAUUCAUUCUACUAAUCCUUCUGAUGGGGAAUGGUUGGUUUUCAGCGUGGCCUGGUGUCUCUCUUUUCCCUCCCUCCUGGGUGGGGAGAUCUAAUAAGCCUGUUGAGGUUACUGCCUCUUCGCUGGUUUACUGCUUAUCACAACAGUUUUGGCAUUCUCCUGGCCUGUGUGUGUGUGUGUGUGUGUGUGUGUGUCACCUCCAUCUCUUUGGCCUUCAAAGCGUUUCCUUCCCUGUCUUGUUCCCAUACUACGAACUGAAGUUGGCCCUUCCUAUUCCUGUCUGGGCCAGAAGGAUGGCCAAUUAUAGCAAGCUCUUGAAGCUAAAGGACAGAGGAGUGAAAAAUACACCCACCCUCCUGAUGGUUGCCACCUGGAUAUCGGGAGCAUGAUCCAGAAAUAGGGAUGCUCUUUCCUGCAUCUCUAUGGAGCCAGGCCUCUUUACCUGUUAUUUGUUCCCACCUGUUUGUUCCCACAUUUGUUUACCUGUUAUUUGUUCAGAUGGAAACAGGAAGUGUUUGUAAAACUUUUAACUGCAUUGGGACUGAGCCCCCUAGUAGCUAACUCAUCACCAAGACCCAAGGGUUUUAGAGGGAAAGCUAACAAAGGAACUAUUUCUUGGAUUGCUGCUGUCUUGUGCGGUGUGGGUUCUGUGGUCCUCUUCAUCUUCACUGUAAAAAGUUUGGGCUCAUGAUACUCUUCAUCUUCUCCUCCUCCUGAAGAACUCCACAUUUGGUGCUGGAGUACAGUUGUGUGCAAAGGAUGUAUGGUGCUGCCUGACAUAGAUGCAAACCAGAGGCAGAGGUUGCCCAAGGACAGGUACCAGUUGCUUUCUUUUGGUGUGGACUAGAUGCACCCAGAAAUCUGACGUCAUAAGGGCUUCUACUCUGAGCAAUCACUGUGGAGGAAUGGCCACACAGUGUUCACCUACUUUUAUGGUGUAUCUGCAUGAUGACAUGCUCCUCCCAUGUGUUUUUCCCCCUGUUCAGCUUCCAUUUUUGUAUGUGCAGAUAAUCCAACUCUUAAAAGAAAACCCACAGAAAACCCCACAAUGGAACAGUUAUCUAGUUUCCCCAGGACCAGCUGGCCUAUUGUGCUGCUAUUUAGUAGCUUCCUUGGCUGGAUAUGGCCUCUAUUGAUUGCUGCAGACUUUUAUUUCUCUAUAUAGUCCAUCUCUCUUCUCUAGGAAUGAACUCUGUUACUUGUACCUCUUCCCAUUCCAAACAGUGUUCAUUUAUUUAUUUCUGUUUCUUUUCUCUCCCUGCCCACCCCGCCCCGCUCCAAAAAAAUGUAAUUAAAAAAUAGAGGAGAAUUGGGAGUGCAGUGAGGGUGGGGAAAGCAGUAUUUAACCCCUUCCCCACAAAAUGUUUAAUUUUAAACUACCUUUCGGAAUACAUUGCCCUCAAAAGAUGGUAUACAAAUAAAUAAAUAAAUAAAUUCCAUAACACAACAUAACAAUAUAUAAAAACAACAAGGUAUAAAUCACUGUACACCCCUGUAAAAACGAGCAUGGACAAUUGCUCAAAGCCCAACAAUCGAUCAUAUGCAGACACACACACCUCUUUAGAGCUCUCUCAAAAACCAACAAAGAUAGGCUGGACUUAUUUGCUAGGGAAAGGUUCCAUAAAAGCUGGGAUAGCUCCGUUGGCAGAGCAUGAGAAUCUUAAUCUCAGGGUCGUGGGUUUGAGCCUCACGUUGGGCCAAAGAUUCCUGCUUAAUAGCCUUAUCCUCCGCAAAUACGUAUUUCAAAGCCAUUCAAAUUGGUGGUCAUUACUGCAUCUUGCAGCAGCAAAUUCUGUAGCUUAACUGCACAGUGUAAAGAACUCCUUCCUUUUCUCUGUCCUCAAUCUGCCACCCUUCAGUUUCAUGGAUGGCCCUGGUGGUUAGGCAAGAGCAACAAAAACCUUCCUCUAUCCACUUUCUCCAUGCCAUAUAUAAUUUUAUACACCUCUCUCAUCUCUCCCCUCCCUUGCUCCCCCCCCCCAAACUACUAGCUAAGCUACACAUCAACCCAGAAUCAAAAUCAAGUGGGAUGUUGGAGAUAAGGGAGGGGUGGUAGUCUCUCACUGUUCCAGCACCUGUGUGUAAAUACCGAAACUGAUGAAACUACUGUGUUGGGUUUGCAACACGGCUAGUGCAAUCCUGUUUAUGUUUACUUGAAAAGAAGCCUUGCUAUGUUCAUUUGACCCUUGCUUCCACUGAGUCUGUUUAGGAUUGCAGUCUAAACCAGGGAGAUUGGAGAGAUGUGUCACUUAGCAGCCACUCUUAGAGAAAUGUUUGCUCUUACUAGCCUGUCACAUUGUCACUCACCUAUCAGAUCAGCUUGGCAAUGUAACAGCAGUACUGUGGUUUCAAAACAUGCCCAAGUGAUAAUUGUGUACGAAGGCAGUAAUUCCAGAUGUGAGAUAUUCAUUCCUUUGACUAAAAAAAAGUUCCUGUUAGAAGGAAGAAAGGAAGGAAAAUACAUAGUUAUAAUAGGAUCAAAUUAGAAGACUGACUUCAAAUAUUAAUAUUAGUUUAAAUAUAAACCAAAAUAAUUCCUAUCAAUAUUACAUGAGCACGUGCAAUAAAGAUGUUGCACCAAAGGGAGUUUCCAAAUGAGUAAUUUGUGUUAAAUUGGCCAAAGUUGUCCUUAAUUUGUAGGUGAUCUUACAUUUGUCCCACGCUGAAGAACAACUAUUUGUCCCAUCAGUGUUUUUAGGCAAACACCACAACUAUGAGAGCUAAGAAUGCAGAAUGCAAAACCACCUUGCCUAUUUGUUUUCUUGGGACCGGUUCUCAGUUGGUAGCCAUACCACCUACCCGUUUCCAGGUUUUUCUUUAAGAUUUCUGGGAAACUUGACGGAAGUGGUGCCUUUCCAUUCUUCACACCAGGAACAGUUGUCAUGGGCAGCUGCUGAUUGCACCUCUUCCUUUAAAUAAAGUUCUGAAUCGUGGCAUUUGAUCAUUAGUACCUUUUAGAGCAGCAAGCCACGGACACAAACUGCCAUCCUAUGAGAUAAAUUCCUCUUGACUUUAAAAGCAAGGACCUGUCUUUAUGUCUAUAAAUGAAGGCAUUGCAGCCUUAUUGUGCGGGGAUGUAAUAUACUGGGAAUUUUUUUUGCAACAGGGAUACAUGGUACAAUGCGAUGCAAAAGCAAGGAGGGAACCUUUGUAGAUAACCUCAUAUCUGCUCCACCACCACCCCUCAAGAAAUGGAUUGUCGUUGUUCAGAAGAGCUAUAGUCCACUGCUGGGCCCUUCUCCAUGGAGAACAAUCAGGCUGGAAUUGCACCCUUGUCCAUAUUGAUUUCUUCUGUGCCAAUCAGAACGUAGGAAGAAAAUGAGGACCGGAGGAGCCGCAAUUACAAAAUGAAAUGUUAAUUUGUAAAUACGAUUUUUUUAAAAUGUGAAAAAAAAGUUUUAAUGUGCUGUAGAAUAAAUUAAUUUAUUUACAAAAAAAACACUUGUAAAAGAACUGGAAAAAAUAAUGGUGUUCUGAUCUUUCUUUGAGGGGUGCAGGGAAUAAAAUAAGCUUUGAACAAGCUAGAACAUUGGAAGUACUAUAAGAUUUUAUUGGUGUGGCUAAAUAUUAUUGAUUUAUUCCAUUAAUACGCUGCCCUUUAUCAGAAGUUUCCAGGGCUGUGUACAACAUUAAAACUACAUUACAGAACAUCGAUGAUAAAAACAUAGUAGUAGACAGCCUAAUAAUAAAAUAACCAUCGUAAUGACAGUCUGCUUUCCCCACACUUUCACAGGCCAUAGAUUAUUUAAUAGCCAUAGGCCUGGGUGAAGAUGAAUGUUUUUGGCUGGUAACUGAUGUAAAAAUUGGGCUUUGGCUGCCCAACUCCCCAUGGGACUCUUGAGUCCCCUAAGUCCAUGAUCGGUCAGAGAAGAAUGGAUGGAG